AUGGCACCGCAAGCACACCACCACAGGCCUACUUUAAAGCAGUCCAACAAGUCCUUCAAGUCGAAGCAUGCUUCCAAGGGUUCGUUGAAGACAGCUGCGAAGGGCAAAACGGAGUCCCUUGGCGGUGCGGUUGGUACUCGCAAGGCGGUUGAGGCUGGCUCAAAGCGGGUUCGCCUCAACCAGCAAGCCCAGAAGCGCGAUGCUAAGCAGCGUACAAGCCGUGAGGACGCCAAGUUCUUUUCCACCAGCUCUGGAGGUGGCAAGGUCCCCCGCGUUGUGACUGUCGUCCCUCUUGUCCCGUCUGUCUCAACGGAGCGAUUCCUACUCACCCUACUGCCAUCUCUCGGCCUCUCGGAAGAGGAUAUUGCGGUCAUCUCCUCCAAGUUUAACGAGCACUCUUCAAUCUUGGUACCCGCUCCUCGGUUCAAGACGACUCUGCUCCUGAAUGUGGUUCCUCCCCUGCAGCUGUACCCUACACUAGAUGCGGCGCUCGUUAGCGACACUGUCAUCCUCCUGCUCAGCAGCGUAGAUGAGGUUCAGCUCGAAGGAGAAGCUAUUCUGCGCUGCCUCCAGGGCCAAACUGGAGGAGUAAACAUUGUCUCUUGUGUUCAAGCACCUGCUUCAAACCCCUUGACCCCCGCGUCGCGGUCGCUCGUGCAGAAGUCCCUCCUGUCUUUCUCUCGUUACUUCUUCCCCGAUGUCGAGAAGAUCUUCUGUGCCGAUACUCCGAGCGAGUCUCUCAUUCUGGCGAGGUCUCUUUGUGAAUCGUUGCCUGCCACAAUACACCACGCCGACGGUCGCUCAUGGAUUGUCGCGGAGGGUGACGCUGCGGUUGCCUGGGAGGCCACCGGCCAUGACAACGACUCCCCCGAACAGCUGGGUUUGCUCCGUGUCGUGGGAACUGUCCGUGGCAGCUCAAUGAGCGCCAACCGUCUCGUCCACCUGCCCGGAUUUGGCGACUAUCAGGUUGCCGAGAUUGUCGAGGCUCCCCCCCUUGAUGGCACGGUUCGCCGUCACAAGAACUCGAUGGACGCAGACAGCGGCCCUCGUACUUUGUCUACUCCCGAUGAUGGUGCCGAUGACUUGACUUCCCACAAUGUUCCCGACCUGCUCGCCAACGAACAGACGUGGCCAACUGAGGAAGAGAUGAUGUCGGCUCCUGCUCAGGCCGAAGGUUCCCAACGGAAGGUUAAGCGGGUUCCCAAGGGAACUGGCACCUACCAGGCUGCUUGGAUUUUUGACGAUGAAGAUGGCGACGUGGAGGAGGAGGAGGGAAGUGGCAGCGAGGAUAUGGAUGACGACGCCGCCGAGCUCGACGAGGAGGGUAGUGUCCACUACGACCACGACGAGGUUGAGGAAAUGGAAGAGAUCGAACUCGAUACGCGUGAGGAUCGCUAUCAAGACCUGGCCCCGGAGGAUGAGGAGGCCGAAUAUGCGUCGUACCUGCAGAGCCGGAAGCGUGCACAGCAGGACGACAUGUCCUUCCCAGACGAAAUCGACACACCUCGACACAUUGCGGCGCGUGAGCGUUUCCAGAGGUAUCGCGGUCUGCGUAGCUUCCGCACCAGCCCCUGGGACCCCUACGAGAACUUGCCCCUCGAGUAUGGCGAGAUCUUCCAGUUUGAGAACUUUGCAGCUACGUCGAAGCGCGUUGUGGCCGAAGCUAUAGCCGAUGGUGUUGAGGUUGGCACGCGGGUCAUCAUUGUGAUCCGAGACGUCCCCAAGUCCGUUGUCAGCUCCCGUCACCCAUCGUCGCCUUUGAUCAUCCACGGGUUGCUCCGUCACGAGCACAAGCAGACUGUUCUUCACUUUGUUGUCCAGCGCAACACCGAGUAUAGCGAGCCGGUUGCAGCCAAGGACCCCCUAAUUCUUUGCGUUGGGCCUCGACGCUUCGACAUUCGCCCCCUUCUUUCCCAACACGUACGUGGUGGUGGCAAGGGUGUCAACAAUGUCCACAAAUCUGAGAGGUUCCUCCGGCAUGGAAUGGCAACGGUGGUGACCACGUUUGGUCCAGUUUGCUUUGGGAAAGCGCCUUGCCUUCUGUUGCGCCACAACCCCGACAGCAGCGUUCCUGACCUCGUCGCAAUGGGCUCAUUCCUGUCCUCCGACCCCACUCGUAUCAUUGCCAAGCGCAUUGUCCUCACGGGCCACCCGUUCAAGGUUCACAAGAAGACGGCCACCAUUCGUUACAUGUUCUUCAACCGCGAGGACGUGGACUACUUCAACUCCGUCGAGCUCCACACAAAGUAUGGACGCACUGGUCACGUCCGCGAAGCUCUCGGCACGCACGGCUACUUCAAGGCCCACUUUGAUGGCCCAAUUCAGCAGAUGGAUUCGAUUUGUAUGAGCCUGUACAAGCGCCAAUUCCCCAAGUGGUCGGAGGCGUAUAAGCCCACCGCGACUGUUGCCCUUCUUAGUGAGGAGGAGGAGGCUGGCAUGGAUGUGGAAUGA
Molecule: messenger RNA, 2451 nt
Organism: Apiotrichum porosum
Lineage: Eukaryota; Fungi; Basidiomycota; Tremellomycetes; Trichosporonales; Trichosporonaceae
Exons: 12
Coding region: 1-2451 (816 amino acids)
Biological process (GO): ribosome biogenesis; maturation of SSU-rRNA from tricistronic rRNA transcript (SSU-rRNA, 5.8S rRNA, LSU-rRNA); endonucleolytic cleavage of tricistronic rRNA transcript (SSU-rRNA, 5.8S rRNA, LSU-rRNA)
Cellular component (GO): preribosome, small subunit precursor; nucleus
Molecular function (GO): GTP binding; U3 snoRNA binding; GTPase activity
Source: RefSeq, a predicted model, not a curated record